Molecule: messenger RNA, 6670 nt
Organism: Linepithema humile (Argentine ant)
Lineage: Eukaryota; Metazoa; Arthropoda; Insecta; Hymenoptera; Formicidae
Gene: MESR4
Product: misexpression suppressor of ras 4
Biological process (GO): regulation of transcription by RNA polymerase II
Cellular component (GO): transcription regulator complex; chromatin; PcG protein complex
Molecular function (GO): RNA polymerase II cis-regulatory region sequence-specific DNA binding; DNA-binding transcription factor activity, RNA polymerase II-specific
Source: RefSeq, a predicted model, not a curated record
ACCUACGGGCCUUUAUAAGCGCGUUCGUAAACGAGGCUGUUUGCACGCGGAGCGUAUCAUUUAUCCGCGAUACGUUUAUGAGAAUAUCAAGAGUUUCGUUGAUCAGAGGAUUCGGUGCUUUUUAAGUACGCCGACGUCGCCGGUUCGCCAGCCGGUUGCUCGCCGGUCGUCGUCGAAAGAGUGGGGGGAUGGGGAAUACUGCAGACACUAGUAUACGCCGGGUAUACGCGUGUAUAUUCGAGAAAUGCCGUCGCAUCGCCGUGAUUCAAGAUUUCGUGUGACGACCCUGAACGGCAACAGGCAGCAGGUAGUGACGAGGCAUUCGCACUCAGUUUCGCAGUUCUGCUUGCACUCAACUCUCGGCCGUCGUUGCGUUAAGUCGUGUCCGCAGCAACAGCAGCAGCCGUCGCCUCGUGAUCGUCCACGCGGAUCAGUACCGCCACCAGAUCCUGCGUCCGUAGUGCUCGCAGACUCGGGCUAACCUCGCAAGUGCAACUCUCGAAGGCGGCGAGUCGCGGCACAGUCGCUAUGACAAAAGGUGGCAUCACUGGGGAUGCGUUGGAAGCACGGACGAUGCAGCGCUCAUUGAUAUGACGCCAUUUUACUAACCUUUUCGUCGCGUACCGCGACUACAGCCACUGCAGAAGGCGCCUGAAAAACGUUUCGCACUACGUAUCGCACUCCACGCGAUCACAAUCGUAUCGUCGCGCACGCGACAUACGAGAUUGCCGCACGCACUGCGAGAGGUAAAUUGCUGCAGCAGUUUGCACUAUUAUGGAAGAUGAGGAUGGAGAGAGCAAAAUAAUAGAUAUGUGGAACAUUUUGGAGGAGCAGCAACUCAAAGAUUCCACAUUGAGCAAUGCAUUGAGACAUUCCAUUGACGACGUGUACACAAAUGUGAUUGAGGAGGAGAAACAAUUGAUAGCCUACAACUCGAUCGUUCGGAAGGAGUCGUCAGGUAAAAAUACCGUUGCAGGGCCGAAGCUUGCGUUCAAGGGCUUCAAGAAGCGCAUCUUAGCCCAGGCGCGGGAAGUUCACACCGCCGCGUCGCGGAACAGCGCACCGGAAUCGCAACAGCCGACGCAUCCCAAUGCACGCGGCGGCAGGGACAGGCGGGCCGAGAGAAAGCGGGAGCGCAAGAUCGCGGAGUACACCCAGUAUCUGGGUCUGCAGCCGUCCGCGCGGAACAGAUGCGCCAAGUGUCACGCGUGGUCGAACUGCGAUCCGAAUCUGAAGCAGCAGAGCUCAUGCACCUGCAACUCUAGCAUGACGCCCAUGCCCAGCACCUCCGAGUCGAGUGCCACGCUGUCGCAUGCCAGCAAUUACAAGCGGAAGGUUUAUUUGUGCUCGGCGUGUAAAAUGUACUAUGAAAAUUGGAAUAUGUUCCUGCACAUGAGGGAGAUACACAAGCGUCACAUAUGUCUCUUCUGCUUGGGCAUGUUCGGCCACGCGGAGAGGCUGCUGCACCAUCUAGCGAAGAAGCACAAUGUCCCCGAGAUACCGUUCGCCACAGCGGGGGACUUUCACAACACCUUCAAGGGCUCGUGCUACCUGGUCUGCUGCGACUGCGAGAAAGUCUUCUCGGAGACUGACGAUUUCUUCAGCCACUAUUGCUCGCCGACGUUGACGCAGGAGGCGACCGACACUGGCACAUCGGUAUGCACCAUAUGCAGACAAACCGGCACGCACGCGAGUACCUGUAAUUUUGCGUUGUUAUCAGAUACGGACAGGGAAUCGUACGGCGCCGCGACGCCGCUGACGGUUGCCGAUACGACGCGCGCGGACAAUGCAUCGCCGGCUACCGUCCCGCUGCCGGAGAAAACGAAUCUUGGGGGCAAGGGGCUGCCGAGAAAAGGGAUCAAGUACAACAGGAACAGACACGGCGGGAACGGUGUGCAAAACUCCCGCCCGCAAAAGCUGAACUCGUUGGCGAGGAAGCUCGACACGAAGAAUCGGUGCAACGAGACUCAACCCGACUGCGACCACGAUGUUCAAAAAGAAAUAGCCAACAGUUUAGCGAGGGACACGGUCACCGAGACAAUAAUGGAGGUGUCCAGGUACACCGGCGGCGACUCGUCCGACGAAAACGACGAGAAUGACGAGCAGGCGGUGAAUAAAGACGUGUACAGCAGUCGCGACAGAGGACUGGACGAGAAGUCGCCGAUUCAGAAUUGUCAGCUCGAUCGCAGCGAGCCGUACGACAGCGUGACGGAGACCAUCAUGGAGGUGUCGCGAUACACAGGCGAGGAGGAUAGGAUUGAGAGAAGGGAAGACUCGACGUGCACUCCGGACACACUCGCGUCGCAUCACGAAAAAAUGGACACCGAGGAGGAGGAGGAGACGUGCGACAGGAGCAACAUCCAUCCGGCAAACUUGGCCAGCUCGAGGGCGCCUAGUCCAGUGCGGUGGGAAGCCGAGGAGCCGGCAGACGCGAGAUCGAAUCCCACGUGCGAGUCCGGAAUCGAGUCUGGCUGUCGAUCGUGCAGUCCGCGGGACGCGCGAAGCCCCAGUCCGGUCAACCGAUCGCUCUUCAGUCCGCAACACGAGUCGCACGUGUCCAAAGAGGAAGAACAUUUCGAAGAUGACGAAAAAGUCGAGGUCCAAAAGAAGGAGGACAAGCCUAACGCGACCGCUGAAUCUCAAGCCACAUUCAGCGCCGUCGCUUCGUCCGACAGAAGUCUGGUCAUCAAAAUCUGCAACAGAAACUCGCAGUUCAGCGUUGCGACGACCACCACGGCGAGUAGAGAGUCCGAGGAGAGCAACGCCGACGGCUCGAGGGAGAAAAUAUCGAACGGCGCGGACAAGGAGAGGAAUCUCGGCGACGAUCAGGCGAACGAGUUGAACGACAGCGAUUCCGACAGCGACAAACUGGCGGUGGUGGACAGCAACCCGGAAGAAGACGAGGAGGACGGCGAGGAGGGCGACGAAGCGGAGGAAGAAGCGGAGGAGGACGUCGUACACGACGACGCGGGGGACGGGAGUCAAGAAAAUCAGGAGGGAAACGGCGGUAAUUUCGGAACGAGUAUCGACGGAUUCGCGGAAACAGCGCCGAGCGGCGACGUCGGCGAGGGAUUCGCCAACAGCGAAGUCGAAGGACCUCAGGCGGAAGGCGCGGCGAACGAUCAAGCGAGGAGCCAGACAAUCGGCGACGAUGGUAUCGCGUUAGCCGGCGAGGACGUGCCGUUCAUAGAUCUGAACGUCGAAGGCACUCUGGACAGCAUGGAGCUGGAGGAGCUGCUGAAACGCUGCAUCGAGGCCGCCAGUCCCUUCUGCGUGUACUGCAAUCACGCGCGGUACAUCGCCGUCAACGGCAAGCAGCUGGGUCUGCACAUGCUGGCGGAGCACAAGUUCCAGCCGCAGCAUCCCGCGAUAAUCAUACACGCGGAGCAGUUCGUCGCGCGCGUCAAGAGGUCGCUCGAGGAGCUCGAGUCCCGCCACUUCAAUCUCAACACGUACGACAGUACGAACGGCACGUACGACGUGCCGGGCGUAUUGAUAUACGAGUGCUUUCAUUGCAGAUUUCACUCCACGGUGCACAAAGAGCUGUACCUUCACAAUCGCAAGAUGCAUCAGAAGACCAUUUUGAAGUGUAUAAUGUGCAAAUCGUUAUUUUACAGUUACAGCGAGCUGGUCUGCCACUUGUGCCCUGGAGUUUACUCGCCGAAUGUGAAUCUGCGAUACCGAUGCUGCCUCUGCUCGACGACCAGCCUCCCGUCGACGUUCCGACUGAUGGUCCACCUGCGCAAGCGUCACCACGCAUGCGACGUUUGUCUCGAGUCCACCGGCAAUCAGCAGCGUCUCUCGAACCACGUGUGGAAGCACAAGCUCCAUCAUGUGUGCUACAAAUGCGGCAUCGCGUACCGAAACAAGCCGGACAUCACCAAGCACUUGUUCUGGAAGCACGGAACGGAGAGCGUUCUGUGCCGCAAGUGUUUGCAGAAGAAGUGGCCGCACAUAUAUCACUUCUGCAUACCGCCCACGGCGUUCGUCUGCGAGGAGUGCAGCUCGAGCUUCAGUCGCGCGGUGGCGCUCAAAGUGCACAAGAGGCUGCACUCCAACGACUCGCCGUACAGCUGCGACGAGUGCACGGAACGCUUCAUAUCGAGGAAGCUGCUGGCGAAACAUCAGGCCGCGCAUAGGGAACCGGAGCCGGAAGACGUCUACGUGAACGUGACGGACGUGGUGAACGAUCCGUCGUCGGACAAAGACGAGAGAUCGGAGAAGGACGCUUUGACGACGACGACGACGAUCGACAGUGCCGCGGCGACGGGACUCGCGGUGGAAACCGCGUCGAAGAGCGUCAAAGAGGCUGUGAAAAGAGUGGUCGACGUUUACGAUCUGCCGCCGCUCAAUCUGUCGUCCGAGAGCGACACCGACAGCGAGGAGGAGAAGGUGGCCACCGUGGAGAAGCCACCGGAGAAGGAAAAGAUCGACGAGGACGUGGCGGAAAAGAAGAGCGAAAUUGUCGAGGAAACCGUCGCCGCCGCCGCCGUCGUCGCUGCCGACGAUGACGUCACCGCGCUGACCAACGAUAUCGUCGAAGUGGAGCGGAACGAGGAGGAAAAGAAGCAGGAAGCGCGCAUCAUGGACGGCAUAUGGGACAACUUCAAGACUUACGCCGCCAGCCUAGACGUGGAGGAGUCCGCUAAGAACGUCGCGUUGAAAGAGAGCGUGCCUGAGACCGAUGCUGCGUACUUGAGGAGCAUCGUUCUUGCCGAUCACGAUUAUCACGUGGUGUAUCGCGACAAAGAGAAGAGCGAGGAGGUGGCGACUUGCAAGGAUAACGACGGGGCGGAGGAGCAGCGGCACGACGUCAAACCUGAGAGAACCCCGUCGCCCAGCAGUCCGACUCGCAAUGCCGACAACGACGCGAGCAAGCGCAAGACGAAGACGCCGAAGAAGAAGAAGCGGAGCGGCAGCGCGUCGUCCACGAGCGACUCCUCGACCGACAGCGAUACGAGCAGCUGCUCGUGCGGCGACAACUGCAGCUGCAGCAGUUCCUCCUCCGGCAGCUCGUCCAGUUCCAGCAGCAGCUCCGACUCCGACAGCUCCGCGUCCGAGAGCUCGCCGCGGAAGCAGUCGAGCGGCCGGAAAGAUCGGAGCAAGAAGGAGAGGGAAAUCGCGCGGGAGAACAAGUCGCAGUCAGCCGAGCCGGAGAACAAGCCGGAGAUGACGAUAGAAAAUGGUUCGGCAGUUCCUGAGAUAACGAUCGAGUCACCGACACCGCCGCUGAAGCUGUUGCUACGGGAAUCCGACCUGGAGACCGAGGAGACCGAGACGGACGAGGACUUCUACGAUGAGCAUCCGCAGCUGCUUGCCAACAAGACGGAGAAGCGCAAUCAGCUGCAGCUGCUGGCCGCCGUCGCGUCGGCAUCGGCACCGACGUCGUUGCCGGCGAUGGAGCAGCCGUCGACGCCGCUCAACAACGGCGUUUUCGACGCGGAGAUGACGCUGCCGGAGAUGAAUGUAAUGGAUCAACAGCCGCAGCAACCGCAGCAACAGAAGAAGAAAGCGAAAACGAAGAAGCGGCGAAAGGGCGAGAGAUCCAGGCGCAGCAACGCGACCAACGCGACGGUGGAGUCCAUCAAGCUGAACAUUCCCAAGGCGUUCUAUUCGCAAAAGAAUCUGGGAUUUGCCUCGCCGGUGGCGCUGCACAACAGCAGAUCCUCGACGCCGAAUCUAAUGCCGGCUGCGACGUGCAAUGACUUCCAUAGCGUUGGAGGCGCGAGCGUCACGAUGGAGAUGAUGCAGCAGCAGGCGCCACUGGUCGCCGCCGUCGCCACCCCCGUCAUCGGCAUACCGAACACGAACGUCGGUGGCGGCUCGGAGACCGAAAACAAGAGGGUCUCGAAGCGAAAGCGCGUGCCGAAGCGUUUCUACGGCGACUCGAGCGAUGACGAGCCGCAGGAGAAACAGCCGGCGUUCAGCCGAUGGCGAAAAGUAGAGAUUGCUCCGAGCAAUCCGGUUUUUACGCCACCGCCACCGACGGCGAUCACAUCACCGUUAUCGAUUCCAAAGCCGACGGUGGCACCGACAAAACUGACCUUCGGCGUCAAGACCGUUACAGCGGGCGUGUACAACAGGCAGCACGCUCAGGCGGAGCAAACAGCCGGCCAGCAACAGGCCACUCCGCCCGAGGUGGCGCCGAUCGCCGCCGCGCCGGCAUCCGCCACCGAGUCCGAGGAUCCCGCCGGAAGUAGCAGCGACAGCAGCGAGUCCGAGAUGGAGGACACCGGCGGCCAGCCGGGACCACCCGGCCACAACGCCGCGCCGAUAACACCGGCCGUCAACGCGCCGGCCGCGGAGCGACCCGUCAAGAUCUACUGCUACUGCCAGUGUCCGUACGACGAGGUGUCGGAGAUGAUAGCGUGCGACGGCGAGGACUGCCGCAUCGAGUGGUUCCACUUCGAGUGCGUCGGCAUAAUGGUGCCGCCUAAGGGCAAGUGGUAUUGCCCGGACUGCCGCAAGAAGCACGGCAUCGUGCAGAACAGCGACGAUUACUGCGAUUGAUAGUUUGCUGCCGCGCGCGAGAAACGGCGACGGCGUGCUGUUACCACAAUUCAACCAGAUCGUUGCUUUUUAGGCGUAACGCUAGAAUUGUUUUUCUUCGUUCUUUUUCACGAGCGAGCUAAGAGAGUGAGGGAGAGGAAGAGGGAGAGAAAGAGAGAGA